AUGGCCAUUGUAUCUAAGUACGGAAAACCAGAUCUCUUCAUUACAUUCACCUGCAAUCCGGCAUGGAGGGAGAUCACCGAGCAACUGGAGAACGGACAGACGGCAUCCGAUAGACCUGACAUCGUUACCCGCGUAUUCAAUAUCAAAUUACAAGAGCUCUAUUGUGAUUUGUUCAAGAAACAAAUAUUCGGGGCGGUGAAUGCGUACAUUUCUGUAAUGGAGUGGCAGAAGCGUGGACUUCCGCACUGUCACAUGCUUAUCACUUUAGCAGAGCAGGAUAAACCAAGAAGCGUUGGCGACAUCGACUCUAUCGUACAAGCUGUUAUCCCGGAUCAUGAAACUGAACCUCGACUAUAUAAUAUUGUCACUAGCUGUAUGAUGCACAGGCCAUGUGGACAAGACAAUCCACGUUCGUCAUGUAUGGUCGAUGGGAAGUGCUCUAAAAGGUUCCCAAAGCAAUUCAGAGAUGAGACAGACACCGAACUUGACGGCUACCCGGAGUACCGCCGGCCUGAUGACGGCAGAACAUGCGUUUCAGGAGGAAAAGUUCUCGACAACAGAUCUGUAGUGCCAUACAACAGGUACCUAGCGCUUCGAUACAACGGCCAUUUGAAUGUAGAAAUAUGUGGAAUGAUUCAAGCGGUCAAGUACAUGUACAAGUACGUCUACAAAGGACCGGAUCGAGCAGCACUCCACAUGGUACGGAGAAAUGACAGCUUCAACGAAAGAGAAGUCAAUGAAAUCGACGAAUAUGUAAAUGCGAGAUACGUGUGUGCACCUGAGGCUGUACAUCGACUCCUAGGGUUCGAUCUUCAGUCAAAGUCUCAUACCGUCUAUAGGCUCCAACUCCACCUGCCUGACUAUCAGACUGUGACAUUUCAAGGAGGAAGAGAAGAGGAGGCGCUCCGUCGAGCAGCCGAACGAGACACUAUGUUGACAGCAUUUUUCAAACUGAACGAAGAGCAUGAAGUUUUGUAUAGUGGACUAAAUGCACCGGAAGGACAGAAGGAUGCCCGUACUUUGCUUUAUAUACAGUUACCGGAAUUUUUUACCUUCGAUCACCAAACAAGAAAGUGGAAGCCUAGAGUGAAACAGAAUCGUCAAAUCGGAAGGAUGUACACAGCGGAUCCUUUAGACGUGGAACGUUACAGUCUUCGAAUCCUUCUCCUACAUAGGAGAGGACCAAAGUCGUUCAACGAUUUGAAAACUGUUGAUGGAAUUCUACACGACACGUUCAAGGACGCUGCUAAGGCUCUUGGGCUGAUGAAUGACGAUAGUCACUACGACAGCUGCCUCAGCGAAGCAUUGGGUUUUCACAUGCCAGCUCAACUCCGAUCCCUUUUCAGUAGCCUCCUUUGCUUCUGCUCAGUUACGGAACCCGUAGUACUGUGGGAAAAAUUCAAAAAAGCGUUAGCUGAAGAUUAUAUUCAUCGAGGAGUGAGUGAAAGUGAAGCUAUUGUUCGGACCUAUUACGACAUCAUGGACAAAAUGCAAAUUUACGGUGUUAAUCUGAUGAGCGUAAUAAGGCCACCUUCCGAUCAGAGACCAGCGCAGCUCAUCGACGAAGAACUCACUGGAGCCGAACACGUGAUUUAUGGAGAGCGACUCAUGGAACAGUUGAAUGACGGUCAGAAGGCUGCCGCGACCAGCAUUUUAGCAUCCAUAACUGGCAAUAUCAGUAGGCACUUUUUCAUAGACGGACCUGGAGGGAGUGGCAAGACGUUUCUCUACACGGCAUUAUAUCAUACACUUCUUGGAAUGAGGAAGAGUGUAAUCUGUGUGGCAUGGACGGGAAUCGCUGCGAACCUUCUUCCCAACGGGAGAACGGCGAGCAGUACAUUCAAGAUCAACAUACACGACAACAAUAGAACCUGUUGUAUGAAAAGGCAAUCUGCAGAAGCAAAAGCCCUUCAGAACGUUUUUGUCAUUUUUUGGGAUGAGAUAUCCAUGGUACCUAAGUGGACUCUUGAAGCCGUGGACGUUCUGCUCAAAGACAUUAUGCAGAAUAACCUUCCUUUUGGAGGGAAAUUGAUGAUCCUAGGAGGAGACUUUCGACAAGUUCUCCCGGUCGUAGAGAGAGGCCAACAAGAAGACCUAGAGAACGCGUGUAUCAAAAACUCUCAUUUAUGNAGGCAUUUUGUCACGUUUCACCUUCCAACCAAUAUGAGGGCCUCCGUUGAGAAUAUAGAGUGGGCUAGAAUGCUCUUGCAAAUUGGUAAUGGAACCUACCCAGAAGACGAGGAUGGUCUUAUUGAAUUGCCGGCCGAAAUGCGAAGUAGUGGAGACCUGAUUACAGAGAUCUUCGGUGAAAGAACCAGCAUCAAUGAUGUUGGCAACUUGGCAGAGAAAGCAAUCCUUGCACCUAAGAACAUCCAUGUUGCUCACAUGAACGAACUUUCGCUCCAACGAAUGCCUGAGGAACUAGAAUUGAAAAUAUAUAAAAGCGUAGAUGAGGCGGAAUACUCGGAUUUAGAAGACGUUCUGAACUAUCCAGUUGAAUUCCUCAAUCAGCUGAGUCCCGCUGGAAUGCCGCCUCAUGAACUCAGACUGAAACAAGGUUGCAUCGUGAUGUUGCUGCGAAACCUGGACAUUGCUAAGGGUCUCUGUAACGGGACCAGGCUGAUAGUCGACCACUGUGGCCGCUUUGUUCUGGGGUGUCGUUUCGCUACGGGGAGUAGAAGGAAUCAGUAUGUCCUACUUCCUCGAAUUGACAACUAUACUGAUAAAGGGCUUCCUUUCCGUCUUCGCAGGCGUCAAUUCCCGAUCCGCCUUGCCUUUGCAACUACGAUCAACAAGGCUCAAGGACAGACCCUAUCAAGUGUCGGAGUAUACCUUCCUGAUGACGUCUUUUCUCAUGGUCAACUAUAUGUUGCGUUAUCGAGAGUUCGUAGUUCGAGCUCAGUCAAAGUUCUAUCUCCCCGACAGAAGAUACGCAAUAUAGUUUUCAAAAACGUUCUAUGA
Haemonchus placei is the source of this 2961-nucleotide messenger RNA. NCBI's taxonomy places the organism in Eukaryota, Metazoa, Nematoda, Chromadorea, Rhabditida, Trichostrongylidae. The record is from the annotation of a GenBank genome assembly.